AUGGGUAAUAUAGAGAGUGUCUGGUCUCGACAUUCGGCAUCAAAACGAACAUCUUUGAAAUCCAUCACUCCUUUAUACGAAGCAUGUCGUGAUGGUGAUGAAGAACGAGUUCGAAAUCUUUUACCAAACUAUUCUCAUGCUGAUUUAAAUCGACAAGAAUUUCCAUACGGUGGAAAUACAUGUUUACAUGUUGCUGCUGCAAAUGGUCAUGAUAAUAUUGUCAAACUUUUACUUAAACAAGGUUCUUAUCGAUCAUCACUUCUUAAUUCACAAAAUCAAAGUGCUUAUGAUAUGGCGUCAUUAGCUAAAGAAUCUACGCGUUUAUCAUUUCUUCGUCAAAAUAAAACUGAUUUAUCAUCAACAUGUUCUUCACGAUUUUUUGAACAAAAUGCAUCAGACAGUUUUGAUGUAAUGAAAGUUGAAGAUAACGAAGAUGAUGAUGAUGGUGAUAACGAUGAUCGUGAUAAAAAACCAACAUCAGUUGUUGCAAAAUUACCUGCUAUACAAACAUACAAAACUGAAGAAGAAAAAAAACAUGAAAUCGAGUAUUCUGCAAGUUCAAAAGCAAUGUGUCAAUCACGUUUUGGUCGUUUUUGUGUUAAUCAUUUUCAUUCUGAUGAACCAUUAGACCAUCAGGCCAUACUUAAACAUUUGAAUAAUUUACUAACAGAAGUUGAUAUAGAUGAUGCUGAUGAUUAUGUUAAAAUACAUGAUUUAGUAAAAGAAUAUGAAAAAAGUGAUGAUGCAAUCGAACAAUUACUUCAUUUGUAUACACUUGAAACAAACUUUUAUCGAGUGUUAAAAAAAGAUUGUUUACCAUUAGCUAUACCAUUAUUUAUACAUUUACCAAAGUUAAAGGAACGAUUUUUUAGAGGACGUGUUUAUCGUGGUAUGCAUAUGACAUAUGAGGAAUUAUUAAUGUAUCAAAGAGCUAUGGAAAUUCCAGGAACGGUUUUACAAACACGUUCAUUUUCUUCAACAUCUAUGAAUCGUACUAUUGCUGAAGAAUUUGCGUAUGUAAAAGCGAAAAAUAAUGAAAAGAAAUUCGGUGUUUUAUUAAUAUUCGAUUUUCCUGAUAUAUGUGAUCAAGCUAUUAAUCUUGCAAGAGUAUCAAUGGAUAAACCAUGUUUAAGUGAAUAUGAAGAUGAACAAGAAGUACUUAUUUUACCAUGGACUUUAUUUGAAGUAAAACGUAUAAAAAAAGCAACUGAUGAAGAUGACUUAUCUAUGAUAUAUUUAACUAAUAUUGUGAUACCAAAAAAAAAUCUUAUCUCAACAUUUAAAUGGACUUGGACGGAAUUUAAAAAAAAACUCAUCAAAGAAAAAAGAUUACAAUUUGACUGUGCAUUUCAGAAAUAUAAAGUAUCAAUGACUAAAAAUCAAUAA
Rotaria sp. Silwood1 is the source of this 1386-nucleotide messenger RNA. Lineage: Eukaryota; Metazoa; Rotifera; Eurotatoria; Philodinida; Philodinidae. The record is from the annotation of a GenBank genome assembly.